CGACAUGCUAAUAUGUGGUAAUGAUAUUCACAGGCUAGUAGACUUCUUUACAUUAUAUUCUUCAAUAAUUAAAUUUUAUUCUGAAUAGAAGUUAAAUGAUAAUGUUGGGAAAUCAGUUUGAGUGAAGAUGUUAAUUUUAGUUAAUCCAUCAACUAACUACGGCUCAGAGCCUAACCUCUGGUGUUUUCUUCUGCUGUACCUAUUGAUGCAUAAAUUAAUUUUAAUUAACUGAACAUGAUCUGCCAUAGAAACAGAAUUUUUAUAAAGAGAAUUAUUUUUCAAAGAUGCAUACAUACUACACCAAUUUUUAGAAAAUGUCAUAAUGUUGAAGAAAUCAAGAUCCCGGUACCUUGGGGGCAUAUAUCAGGGAAAUGGUGGGGAAAGAGAAAUAUUCAGCCUAUUAUAGCUCUUCAUGGACAACAAGACAAUGCUGGUUCAUGGGAUCCAGUGUGUGAACUGUUACCGGAUGAAUAUUCUGUACUUGCAAUUGACCUUCCAGGUCAUGGAUAUUCAUCAUGCCUGCCCCCUUUUCAAAAUUAUUCCCAUAUUGACUUUGUAGGAAUUUUAAGAAGAAUUAAGAAACAUUUAGGCAUGGAAAAAAUGCACCUUUUAGCACAUUCUGAAGGUUCUGCUGUUUGUUUUUCUUAUGCUACAAUCUUUCCAGAAGAUGUUAUAUCAUAUUUUGGUGUUGAUUAUCUAACAAAUUGCUAUGAAAAUGAAACAGAUAAAGUUGAUUCUUUAAGUAAUGUUAUUGAUGAAAAAAUUAAGUACAGCUUAAGAGAUAAUGAAUUAUCAAAAACAAGAUCUUGGAACGAAUGUAAACAAACUUGGGUUAAUGCUUUUCCAUGGUCGCUGAACGAAAAAUCAGCAGAAAUAUUAAUGAAGAGAGGAGUUGUCAGAAUGGCUGAUGGAAAAUACAGAUUUAGUCGAGAUCAACGCAUGAAGGCUUAUGAAGCUUGUAUAUUUACUCCUGACCUAGUCAUCAAAUUAGCUGAGAAAAUAAAAUGUCAUGUCCGACUGGUCAAAGCAACAGGCAGUCAACUUUUUGAUUCUGGACUCAGGUAUUGCCCUGAUAUCUUUGAUAUAAUUCAGGAAAAGGCAAAAUCAUAUAAGUUGUACAACAUACAGGGAGAUCACCAUGUCCAUAUGGAUGAACCAGACAAAAUUCUUUCUUUGUUCCUUGAACUUCAUAGAAAACCUUAGAUGAAUAUUUGAUUGGUAAGAUAAAAGACCAAGUGAAGUUAUUCAAAACAAUGAUUAUCCUUUUAUUAAGAGAAACAUAAUUUUAUGUUUUUACUUCUUGGUUUGACAAUUUAAGCUUUUUCUAAUAAUUUGAGAACUUGAUUGUCAUAAAUAAAUAAUCCCUCCAAAUAAUAUUGAUAAUUUAUAUAUGUAUUUUAAAUAAUCUUAUCCUGUUUAAAGAAGAU
Molecule: messenger RNA, 1427 nt
Organism: Nezara viridula (southern green stink bug)
Lineage: Eukaryota; Metazoa; Arthropoda; Insecta; Hemiptera; Pentatomidae
Source: the annotation of a GenBank genome assembly